AUGGCUGCACGAAAAUCGGAAUAUAAAGGUCUCCAAGAUGAUAGCGACCUAUCAGAUUCAGAGUUUACCCCUCUUUAUGAUGAAAAUGAUGAGUUGGACCAACGAACAACUCAAGAAACAAAAGGAUGGAAUCUAUUUCGAGACGUGCCCGUCAAAAAGGAGACUGGGUCUAUGGCGUCAACAGAAUGGGUGGAGACGAGCAUAAAGUUUCUAAAAGUUCUGGCUUAUAUCAUAGUAUUUAUUUUGGUGCUAGGUUCAGCCGUUUUAGCUAAAGGAACUUUGCUAUUUAUGACAUCGCAAUUGAAGAAGGAUCGACAGAUACCUCAUUGCAAUAGAGCAUUGGCUCUUGACAAGCAAUUUAUAACAGUCCUCUCCUUGGAAGAACGGAUAACAUGGCUGUGGGCUAUUAUCAUUGUUUUUUCACUACCCGAGUUCGGCAUAUUCUUAAGAUCAGUGAGAAUCUGCUUUUUUAAAUCUGCGAAAAAACCGAGCAAAGGAGUUUUUUUUGUGGCAUUUUUAAUAGAAACACUGCACACAAUUGGCUUGGCCAUUCUAGUUCUACUCAUUUUGCCCGAAUUAGAUGUCGUCAAAGGCGCAAUGCUAAUGAAUGCGCUAUGCAUAAUGCCAGGAAUUUUAAAUAUAUUCAGCAGGGACUCGUCGCAUCCCCGUUACUACAUAAUAAUGAUGUUAGAUAUUUUAUCUGCAUCGGCUCAGAUAACGGCGUUUGUUGUGUGGCCCUUGCUUGAUGGUACUUCGGUACUGUGGACUAUCCCUGUGGCUUGCAUUUUUAUAUCCUUAACGUGGUGGGAAAAUUUCGUCGCUAAUCCUGAUAGAAACAGUACAGUUAUCACUAUAUACCUUUCCGACUUGCGCAACGAACUUAAAAAAACUCGUUACUACACCUAUAGAUUCCUUCCGAUUUGGAAAAUCAUAUUGUUUAUGAUAUGUAUCAUGGUGGCUAUGGAGAUUCAAGGUGAUGACAGUAAAUCCUUUUUCUCGUGGGCGCUAACAGCUUUUACGGAGCGCCUGUACUAUGUACACGAGGUUCAAGCUAUUCUUGAAGACAACCUAGUUGAUCUAGAUCGCACGUUAAUUGAGGGUAGUUUCAGACUAGAAGCGAGCCCGAUAGCAUCAUUAUGGGUUGCUGUUAUUCAAAUGGCUGCUGCUUAUAUAUGUUUCACUUGUUCGAAACUGGCCUGCAAGAUCCUUAUUCAGCAAUUCAGUUUUACAUUCGCGCUAAGUCUUGUGGGACCAGUGAUGGUGAAUGUCCUUAUUUAUAUGUGCGGAUUGAGAAAUGCCAACCCCUGCGCAUUUCAUAAUACCAUUCCGGAUUACUUAAGCUAUAUAAUACCACCAGUAUAUUAUUUGCAAAAUUAUAUCGGACGGGAGAUGACUUGGAUAUGGCUUUUAUGGCUGGCAUCUCAGGCUUGGAUAACUAUCCACACUUGGACGCCAAAGUGCGAACGCCUCGCAGCUACAGACAAAUUAUUCGCAAAACCUUGGUAUUCUGGUCUUCUUAUCGACCAGUCUUUGCUUUUAAACAGAACUAAGGAUGACGAUGCCGAUAUUGCUGUGGAAGAUAUUCUUGAUCUAAAAGACAAUGCCUCAAUUACAAGUUCGAUUCUAGAGCCGAAAGAUGUCAAACCGUCCGACAAUAUUCCGAGAAUCUAUAUAUGCGCAACCAUGUGGCACGAGACGAAAGAAGAAAUGAUGGGUUUCCUAAAAUCAGUUCUACGAUUGGACGAAGAUCAAAGUGCUCGAAGGGUUGCUCAGAAGUACCUUGGGAUCAUCGAUCCAGAUUAUUACGAACUUGAAGCACACAUAUACCUAGAUGACGCAUAUGAAGUGUCGGAUCAUAGCGCGGAAGAUUCUCAAGUGAAUCGUUUCGUCAAAUGUCUCGUGGAUACCAUAGAUGAGGCAGCGUCGGAAGUGCACUUGACUAAUGUAAGGCUGCGACCACCAAAGAAAUAUCCCACGCCAUAUGGCGGAAGAUUAGUGUGGACAUUGCCGGGAAAGAAUAAGAUAAUAUGCCAUUUGAAGGAUAAAUCUAAAAUAAGGCAUAAGAAGAGAUGGUCACAGGUGAUGUACAUGUACUAUCUUCUUGGACAUCGAUUAAUGGACUUGCCGUUGACAGUCGACAGAAAAGAAGUAAUAGCAGAGAAUAGUUACUUGCUCGCGUUGGAUGGAGAUAUUGAUUUCAAACCAAGUGCAGUCACAUUGCUAAUUGACUUGAUGAAGAAGGACAAGAAUUUGGGGGCAGCUUGUGGGCGGAUUCAUCCGGUGGGGUCUGGAUUUAUGGCCUGGUAUCAAGUGUUCGAGUACGCGAUUGGUCAUUGGCUCCAAAAAGCAACUGAACAUAUGAUCGGCUGUGUUCUUUGUAGUCCCGGCUGCUUCUCGCUAUUCAGGGGAAAAGCUCUCAUGGACGACAAUGUCAUGAGGAAAUAUACAUUAACUUCAAGCGAGGCGCGACAUUAUGUACAGUAUGAUCAAGGCGAAGAUCGAUGGUUAUGUACGCUGCUUCUUCAGCGAGGAUAUCGAGUCGAGUACUCCGCUGCGUCCGAUUCGUACACGCACUGUCCAGAACGGUUUGAUGAGUUCUUCAAUCAGCGGCGUCGCUGGGUUCCCUCUACUAUGGCCAAUAUCUUCGAUCUACUGGCUGAUGCCAAACACACUGUUAACGCUAAUGACAACAUAUCUAUGCUUUAUAUCGCCUAUCAGAUCAUGUUAAUGUUCGGUACUGUAUUGGGUCCUGGCACCAUAUUCCUUAUGAUGAUCGGAGCAAUCAAUGCUAUAACUGGCAUGAGUAAUAUGAAUGCGUUGAUACUAAAUGCGGUGCCUGUGUUGACGUUCAUUAUAGUGUGUAUGACUUGCAAAUCGGAUAUACAGUUGAAAUUCGCAAACAUUAUAACAUGCCUAUACGCAAUGAUAAUGAUGUUUGUAAUAGUCGGAAUUGCGUUACAAAUCGUGGAAGACGGUUGGCUGGCACCGACCAGUCUUUUCUUCGUGGCUACAUUUGGUCUUUUCUUUGUAACUGGUGCUUUGCAUCCACAAGAAAUAUCAUGUUUGCUCUACCUCGGGAUCUAUUACAUAACUAUCCCAAGUAUGUACAUGUUGCUGAUUAUUUAUUCGCUUUGCAACUUAAAUAACGUAUCGUGGGGGACCAGAGAAGUAGCCGUUAAGAAGACUUUGAAGGAUAUGGAGUUAGAAAAGAAAGCAGCAGAGGCGGCUAAAACCAAAAUGGAAAACCAAAGUAUAAUGAGCUGGUUCGGUAAAUCUGAAGAGCAGAGCGGGUCUGUGGAGUUCAGUAUAUCGGGGUUAUUCCGUUGUCUUUGCUGCACGAAUCCAAAAGAUCAUAAGGAGGAUCUGCACUUGCUAAAGAUCUCCAACGCUUUGGAGAAGAUGGAAAAGAGAUUGGACUCUCUAGGCGCACCUACUGAACUGCCAGAAAGCCGUAACCGUCGCCGCUCUUCAAUGGGUAUACGAAAUGAUACUCUUUCUAUGCUGCCUGAAUACGAAGAUAGCGAGGUCUCCGUUGAAAUACCGAGGGAAGAACGAGACGACUUAAUUAACCCAUUCUGGAUAGAAGAUCCAAAUCUCCAAAAAGGGGAGGUGGACUUCUUGACAACAGCUGAGACUGAAUUUUGGAAGGAUCUAAUUGACGCGUACUUGCGGCCUAUCGACGAAAAUAAGGAAGAGCAGGAAAGAAUAAAGACAGAUCUUAAAAACUUACGCGACAACAUGGUGUUUGCGUUUUUGAUGCUUAACGCUCUUUUUGUGGUGGUGAUCUUCAUUCUUCAGUCGAAUCAGGAUCAACUGCACAUCAAAUGGCCAUUCGGUCAAAAGAUCGCUAUCGCUUAUAAUAGGAACCGAAAUCUAGUGGAAAUUGAACGCGAAUUCUUGAUGUUGGAACCGAUCGGGUCUGUGUUCAUCAUCUUUUUCGGACUCGUCAUGAUUAUCCAAUUUAUUGGAAUGCUGUUCCACCGGAUGGGUACUCUUAUGCAUCUUCUUUCAACAACGCAGCUCAACUGGAACUUUACUAAAAAGCAAAAUGAGAUGUCAAGCGAAAAGUUGUUUGAGAAGCGCGCCGUAGAGAUCGCUAAGGACCUGCAAAAGUUAAACGUGGAUGACCUGGAGAAGCGGGGAGUAGAUGAAUCAACCGUAUCCCGAAGGAAGACUCUGCAUAAUUUAGAAAGAGCUCGCGACACUAAGCACAGUGUUGUCAACCUGGACGCUAACUUUAAAAGGCGUCUUACUAUACUACAAAAUAACGAUAGUGCUGCAUUAAAACGGUUGCCAUCUUUGGGUGGAGACGCAGCGACACGACGAGCUACACUUCGCGCUUUGAUGACACGACGCGAUUCCGUCAUCGCCGAGAAACGACGUUCUCAAAUUCAAACGGACUCGACUGCCGAAUAUCUAUAUGAUGAACCUUUGGUCGACUUAAACGCAGUGGGCGCAGGCAGAUCUAGUAUGGCAUUCAUGAACAAGGGUUACGAACCCGCUCUAGACAGUGACGAGGAAGCAACUCCACCACCGCGCCGUAGCACCGUCCGAUUCAGGGACCGAGAAAGCUACAUGUAA
Leptosia nina is the source of this 4581-nucleotide messenger RNA. NCBI's taxonomy places the organism in Eukaryota, Metazoa, Arthropoda, Insecta, Lepidoptera, Pieridae. The record is from the annotation of a GenBank genome assembly.